Molecule: messenger RNA, 6155 nt
Organism: Pogoniulus pusillus (Red-fronted tinkerbird)
Lineage: Eukaryota; Metazoa; Chordata; Aves; Piciformes; Lybiidae
Gene: EIF4G3
Product: eukaryotic translation initiation factor 4 gamma 3
Exons: 37
Coding region: 481-6036 (1851 amino acids)
Cellular component (GO): eukaryotic translation initiation factor 4F complex
Molecular function (GO): translation initiation factor activity; mRNA binding; protein binding
Source: RefSeq, a predicted model, not a curated record
GCUAGCGAGUAGCUCCGGAAAGAGCCGAAGGUUACCGAACGCCAGUGGGCCGAGCGGCUCCGGAGCGGCCCGAAGGCGCCCGAGCGUCCGUCCUGCCGGACUGCUGGAGGCGGCCGCAGCGCCAUGUUUGAUGCUCCGCUACUUCAGUGAGGAAAAUCCGCCGGCAUCGCCCGAGAGCCGCUACCGCGAAGGGCUCCGCUGCCCCCGGGGAGGGGGACCGAGACCCCCCGCCGCCGGCGGCUCAUGAGCAGCGCGGCCUGAGCCGCUUCCCCCCCUCCCUCCCUCCCUCCCCUCCCCGCCGGCCCCUCUCCCGUCCCCUCCCCGCGCCGAGCCCCUCCGGGAGGCGCGUUGUCACGGAGACCGGCGCCGGUGCCGGCCCGCCGCGCUGCCCCGGCCGCCGCACCAGCCCCCGGCCCGCUCCCCGGCUCCCCCCCGGCCCCGGCCCUGCUCCCCGCCGGGGGGUGGUGGCUCCGCUUGGCGAUGAGUUUACCGCAGAAGGCGGCUUUGAAACCCGGCGCGGCGGCGGCGGCGGGGACCGGCCCCGGGAGCGGGGCGGCGGCGGCAGCGGCGGCAGGGCCGCCUCCCCCCUCGGCACCCCCUCACCCGGCGCCGGCGCCUCACCCCAACAUCAGGGCCUUGCCGCCCCAACCACCCCAGCAGAUCCCCCGAGGUGCUGUGCAGCAGCCCCUGGAGGAGAGGAUCUUCACGCCCACCGUCUCCGCUGUCUACAGCACCUUUAUCUCCACACAGGUAACCCAAGUAGCAAGACAGCCUGGUCCUCCUGCCCCAUCCCCUUACACUGCACAUGAGAUAAACAAGGGACACCCAAACCUUGCUGCGACGCCACCGGGACAUGCGGCGUCCCCUGGGCUCUCACAGGCUCCUUACCCCUCAGGACAGAAUGCAGCUCCAACCACGUUGGUGUACCCUCAAGCCCCUCAGACAAUGAACACGCAGCCUCAGACCCGCUCGCCGCCCAGCAGAACAGUGCCAAUACAUUGCACAGACAACUGGAAGAGGAGGAAGGUUUUGGAACAGAGCCCGGUUUACAGGUCCCUGGCUGGAAGAGGCUGGAUAAAAUACUGCAUUUUUGCAGCGGGGCCUCGACCUGCCCAUCACCAGGGAGGAUUCAGACCUAUACAGUUUUUUCAGAGGCCUCAGCUCCAGCCUCCGAGAGCCACCCUCCAGAACAGCAGCCCUUCCAUCCGUCCUGGGGCGCAGACGCCGACCGCGGUCUAUCAAACCAACCAGCACAUCAUGAUGGUCAAUCACCUGCCAAUGCCCUACCCGAUGCCUCAGGGCCCCCAGUACUGUAUCCCACAGUAUCGUCACAGUGGCCCUCCCUAUGUCGGCCCCCCCCAGCAGUAUCCAGUUCAGCCACCAGGACCAGGGCCCUUUUAUCCAGGACCAGGUCCUGGAGAAUUCCCCAAUGCCUAUGGAACACCUUUCUACCCAAGCCAGCCAGUCUAUCAGUCUGCACCCAUCAUAGUGCCUACACAGCAGCAGCAGCCUCCACCAGCUAAGAGAGAGAAAAAAACGAUCCGGAUCCGGGAUCCAAACCAGGGAGGCAAAGACAUAACAGAAGAGAUCAUGUCUGGAGGGGGCAGCAGGAACCCGACCCCCCCCAUCGGCAGACCCACGUCCACGCCUACGCCGCCUCAGCAGCUGUCCAGCCAGGUCCCUGAGCACAGCCCUGUGGUCUAUGGGACCGUGGAGAGCGCCCACCUCGCUGCCAGCACCCCCGCCACGGUGACCAGCAACCCCAAGCAAGAAGAGAAGCCAAAACCAGAUCCAGUAUUAAAACCUUCUUCUCCAGUCCUCAGACCAGAAGCUGCCGGGGAGAGCAAAGAUCCAGCUGGCCAGAUGGGCGAGGGCACCUCAGUGGAAAGCUCCCCAGAACCUCCUCUCGCCCCAUCGCCCCCCCCCGCCGCUCCCAUCGCGGUCGUCUCUGCUGCUGCCGCCGCCGCCUGCAGCAAACUCAUCCCCGCAGCUGGCUCGGAGGAGGAAUGCGAACUGCUGCCCCCGAAGGGGGAGGCACUGCCGGUGCCCAGCGCCGUGCCCUGCACGGACACGUCGGAGCCUUUGCCAGCGGAGCAGGCGGGCGCCGAGGCGUGCGAGGAGCCCAGCGGCGCCGUGCCCGGGGCCGUGCCCGGUGCCGUGCCCGGGGCUGCUGGCAUCGCUCUGAGGAGUGACCCCAGCGGCGGCGAGGACAAAGUGACUGCCGCGGAGAGCGCUGCAGCCGCGGCCCCGGCGGCUCCUGCCCCAUUGACUGCUGAGGCAGAGCCGGCAGAAGCUCCUCCGGCGCCCGCCGAAGCCUCCCCCUCGGCUGCCGGCGCUCCGCUCGCCGCCCCCUCUGCUCCCCCCACCCCACCGCCCACCCCUCCGCCGCCCUCUCCUCCCACUGCUGCUGCUGCUCUCACCACUACAACUCCUUCUCCACCUCCUCUUCCGUCUCCGAGUGCCCUCCCUGUUGUCCAGGGGGAUUUAGAAGGAGAGGAGAGCACAAGAACUACUCUUAACGAAGAGGUAAAAGAUGCUGACAGGAAGAAGGAGGCAGAGGCAGCUGGGCAGCUGGAGGAGAGCACCGAGGCUCCCAGUUCAAACCUGAGCAAGAGUCCUGUCCCAGCCCCAGCAGCUCAAACUGCACCAAAGACCUGGAAGAAACCAAAAGAGAGAACCCAAGCUGCUGAGGAGGUGGCAGAGGCAGAAACAGAGCCUAAGGGAGAAGAGGAGCUUUCAGGUGACAAAGUACUUGAAUCUGACCAGGAGCAAAUGAGCCAUGGGUUGCAACUGGAGAGAGACUGCCCUGGGCUGCAGAAAGCAAACGCUGUGGAAGAGAACGGGGAGCAGGAGGCAGAAGCUGUGCGGAACGGCGCCGAGAGCGUCUCGGAGGGAGAGGGACCCGAGGCCAACUGCGGCUUCCCGGAGGGCUCCAGCGACCUGCCCCUCUACCAGUACAAACCAGAGCAGUGGAAGCCCCUGGACCCAGAGGGGAAGAAGCAGUAUGACAGGGAGUUCCUGCUGGACAUCCAGUUCAUGCCUGCCUGCAUCCAGAGGCCCGAGGGGCUGCCCCCCAUCAGCGACGUGGUCCUGGACAAGGUGAGAGGAGAGCCCAUAAAGCAGGUCAACCAGCCCAAACUGCCCCUGCGAACCCUGGACCCUCGGAUGCUGCCUCGAGGCCCAGACUUCACCCCAGCCUUUGCUGAUUUUGGGAGGCAGACCCCAGGUGGAAGAAAUGCUCCUGGAAGUGCCUGCAAAGUGCAGAGCAACCCUGGAUUGCCCUCCCUGGCUCGGUGCGGGCCCCCAGCAUGCCCUCUCUUGGUCUCGCCUCACCCACCAUUGAGGAACCUGCCACUAGGGUUGUUGAAUGUUGGCCCGAGGAGAUCCCAGCCAGGCCAGAGGAGAGAGCCCAGGAAGAUCAUCACUGUGUGUGUGAAGGAGGAUGUCCACCUGAAGAAGGCAGAGAACGCCUGGAAGCCAAGCCUCAAGAGGGAGAACCAAACAGAGGACCCUGAGAACGUCAAAACUCAGGAGCUGUUCCGCAAGGUGCGAAGCAUCCUGAACAAGCUGACCCCUCAGAUGUUCAACCAGCUGAUGAAGCAGGUGACAGAUCUGACAGUGGACACUGAGGAGAGGCUGAAAGGAGUCAUCGACCUGGUCUUUGAGAAGGCCAUCGACGAGCCCAGCUUCUCAGUGGCCUACGCCAACAUGUGCAGGUGUCUCGUCACGCUGAAGGUGCCCAUGGCAGACAAGCCAGGCAGCACUGUCAACUUCCGCAAGCUGCUGCUGAAUCGCUGCCAGAAGGAGUUUGAGAAGGACAAGGCUGACGACGACGUCUUUGAGAAGAAGCAGAAGGAGCUUGAAGCUGCUACCACUCCCGAGGAGAAGACACGGCUCCACGACGAGCUGGAGGAGGCCAAGGACAAGGCCCGGCGGAGAUCCAUCGGGAACAUCAAGUUCAUUGGGGAGCUGUUCAAGCUGAAGAUGCUGACAGAGGCCAUCAUGCACGACUGCGUGGUGAAGCUGCUGAAGAACCACGACGAGGAGUCCCUCGAGUGCCUUUGCCGCCUGCUGACCACCAUUGGCAAGGACCUGGACUUUGAGAAGGCAAAGCCACGCAUGGAUCAGUAUUUCAAUCAGAUGGAGAAGAUUGUGAAGGAGAGGAAAACGUCCUCGAGGAUUCGCUUCAUGCUGCAGGAUGUUAUAGACCUAAGGCUGUGCAACUGGGUGUCAAGGAGGGCAGACCAGGGCCCCAAGACCAUCGAGCAGAUCCAUAAGGAAGCCAAGAUUGAAGAGCAGGAGGAACAGAGGAAGGUCCAACAACUCAUGACCAAAGAGAAGAGGAGACCAGGUGUGCAGCGGGUGGAGGAAGGAGGCUGGAACACUGUGCAGGGGGCAAAGAACAGCAGAGUGCUGGACCCCACCAAGUUCCUUAAAAUCACCAAGCCCACAAUAGAUGAGAAGAUUCAGCUUGUGCCUAAAGCCCAGCUGGGCAGCUGGGGGAAGGGCAGCAGCGGUGGAGCCAAGGCGAGCGAGAUGGACUCCUUACGACCAAGUGCCACCAGCCUGAACAGGUUCUCUGCUCUGCAGCCCCCAGCCUCAGCUGUAUCUGCCUCACCUGCAUCCUCAGAGCUCGAUUCUCGCAGGGCCUUAACUAGCCGCGGGAGCACAGGCAGGGAGAAGAACGACAAAGCUCUGCCGCCUGCCCUCGCCCGCCCCAACACCUUCCUCCGCGGCAGCAGCAGCAAGGAGCUGCUGCUGGACAAUCAGGCGCAGGAGGAGCAGCGCAGGGAGAUGCUGGAGACCGUGAAGCAGCUCACGGGCGGCGUGGAGGUGGAGAGGAACAGCAGCGACGCGGAGAGGAGCAGAGCCAAGGAGCCUGCCAAGCCAGAAGCUCCCCCAGCUCCAGCACAAGAGAAACCUUCCCUGUCAGAAGAGGAAAUAGAGAGAAAAUGCAAAUCUAUCAUCGAUGAGUUCUUGCAUAUUAAUGACUUUAAGGAGGCGAUGCAGUGCGUGGAGGAGCUGAGUGCCCAGAGCCUGCUGCCCAUCUUCGUGCGAGUGGGAGUGGAGUCGACGCUGGAGAGGAGUCAGAUCACCAGGGAUCACAUGGGCCAGCUCCUGCACCAGCUGGUGCAGGCAGGGAAGCUCAGCAAGCAGGACUUCUUCAAGGGCUUCUCAGACACCCUGGAGCUGGCAGACGACAUGGCCAUAGACAUCCCCCACAUCUGGCUGUACCUGGCCGAGUUGGUGACCCCCAUGUUAAAAGAAGGAGGAAUCUCUAUGAGAGAACUUAUACAAGAAUUUAGCAAACCUUUGCUUCCUGUGGGAAGAGCUGGAGUCUUGCUUGCUGAAAUCUUGCACCUUCUAUGCAAACAAAUGAGCCAUAAGAAAGUGGGAGCCUUAUGGAGGGAGUCUGGCCUCAGUUGGAAGGACUACUUGCCCGAGGGGGAGGAUGUACAGACCUUUCUCAUGGAACAGAAGUUGGACUUCACCGAGUCCGACGGUUCCAGUUCCUCAGAAGCACUUUCAGAGAAGGAACUCUCUGCAGAAGAGCUGAGCAAGCAGCUGGAAAAACUCAUCGUGGAGGACAAGGCCACUGAUGAACAAAUCUUUGACUGGGUAGAGGCUAACCUAGAUGAAAGCCAGAUGAGUUCACCUACAUUCCUUAGAGCUUUAAUGACAGCAGUUUGUAAAGCAGCUAUUAUAGCGGACUCGUCCAGCUUCCGUGUGGACACUGCUGUGAUCAAGCAGAGAGUGCCCAUCCUGCUCAAGUACCUAGACUCAGACACAGAGAAGGAACUACAAGCACUUUAUGCACUACAAGCAUCAAUAGUAAAACUUGAUCAGCCUCCUAAUCUGUUGAGGAUGUUUUUCGACUGCCUGUACGACGAGGAGGUGAUUUCAGAGGAUGCCUUCUACAAGUGGGAAAGCAGCAAGGACCCAGCGGAGCAGAACGGCAAAGGAGUGGCGCUGAAAUCCGUCACCGCCUUCUUCACCUGGCUACGGGAGGCCGAGGAGGAGUCGGAGGAUAAUUAAAACUUAAAACAGAGAGAGAGAGAGAGAGGGGGGAAAAAAAAACAAACAAACAAAAACAAAAACAAAACCCACAGGAAAAGAAAGAAAGAAAGAAAGAAAGAAAGAAAGAAAGAAAGAAA